Megalobrama amblycephala (Wuchang bream) is the source of this 2041-nucleotide messenger RNA. RefSeq lists its product as uncharacterized. Lineage: Eukaryota; Metazoa; Chordata; Actinopteri; Cypriniformes; Xenocyprididae. Bases 1023 to 1805 code for a protein of 260 amino acids. The transcript has 3 exons. The record is from RefSeq and is a predicted model, not a curated record.
UGAACACAAAAAUUAGGCUGCACACGUACAUCCGUGGACAUUCUAAUGAUGAAAAUUGCAGAACGCAGAUGACACAAGUAUACUUUGGGCUUUCAGGCUUGUAUGUUUACUCAACUCAUCUCUUUCUUUCAUAAUGUUUCACAGAUAGAGAUUGCAAAAAGUAUUGUUUGUCUUUCACCAUCAAAUUCACCAUCAACCAUCAUGGAGUGUGUCAUCCAUUCCCACCAUGUUUUCUGAGAGUCCAGAUCAGUCAUCAUCUUCUGAAUUCCCAGAUGAGCUAACCACGGCCCUUGCUGAGGGCCGCUGGUGGGCAAUAAUGGAAGUUUCAGAUCCCAUGUCUGAGGAGACCUCAAGACCUGUGGACCUCAUCUCAGGCCAGUGAGGGGGAACAGUGGAGGCAGGAGAAACAUCAUGGCCCACUUCCCUGGCCUUUCUCAUGAGGCCUCUGAGAAGCACUCUGACUUUGCAGAUGAAACACUGAAGACCUCAAAGCAGUGGAGGCAAAAGACAAUGCCCUUUUCUGCCAGGUCCAAACAGGGAGCACCUGGUUCUGAGACAACUGAGGGGAGAAAACUCACCUCAUCAGAGAAGGCUGAGUCAUCACAGUGGAGGCGCCACAAAAAGCACCUGACGGGUCCACACAGGGAGCACGCGUGCUUGUCAAGUCCCAACAGAACUCUGCUGGUUCAAAAAAAGUGAUCUUAAGUCAUGCAUCUGAGGAGCCUGUGAUCUUGGCCUACUCAGUUGCAUCACUGAAAAAGAGAGACAAGAGGAGAAAGUGGAGGAAGAAAAGGCCACAGGUAGCACCCGUGCCUGUUGGAUACCCACAGGGACCACCUGUGCCUGUCGGGUCCCAAAAAAGAGGAAAACUCAAGAUCCCUGAUCAUCUGGUUAAGCAUCCACAAAAUGCCUCUUCUGAACUGGGAGCACCUUUGCCUGCUGGGUCCCAACAGGGAGUGUCCCCACAAGAAACACCCAAGUCUCUACAGAGGGCAACUGUGGCUGCCCCAAGUGGAGCACUCAUGCCUGACAAGAUCCCGAAGAGGCAAAAACUGAAAAUUCCUGAGCCGUUGAGAUGGGAGCUGCUGCAGCAGAAGCCUCUAGCCUCUUCGGUUCAGGGAGUAUCUAUUCCAGCCACGUCCAAACAGGACGCAAUUGUACCUAACAGGACUCCAGUGGGAGUGCCUGUACAUGCUGGGACCCAACAAGGAGCCAGUUCUCCGCAAGCAGCACCAGUGUCCGUGGAGUCUCUGAAGGGUGCAGCAGUGCCUGCGCCUUCCACCCAGGGAGCAACCAUGCCCUCCAGGAUCGCAAAAGUUGCGCCUAUGCAUUCAGGGACCCCACAGGGAGCACAUGUGCCUGCAGGUUCCCCACAACAAGAAGCAAACCUCAGGAUCCCUAUGCAGUGGAGGGAACAGUGGAGGCAGCAGAAUAUCCCAAAGGGAGUGUCUGUAAUUGCCAAGACCCCACAGAGAACACCGACUUCUGACAAUGCAGGUGUGGACCAGUCACCUCCACAAAAACUAUGUGUGGAAAUUUACAACAAGGUGCAGCUGAAUCUUAAACUGAGGAGCCACAACCAUCAACUGCAUCAGAGAACCUGGUCCCAUCUGAACCGGAAAAGAGCACUGGACAAUGCAGUUGUGGAUCAAUCUCCUCCACCAAAAAAGCUGUGUAUGGACCAACAGUCGGAACAAGAGCAGACUGACGAUUUGUCGCAUGUUCACCAAAUUUUGUGUGAUUUCACAUAUUUAAUAUUUUUGUUGUGUUUACAUGCUUUAUGCAUCUAUAAUAAAAACAUAUAAUAUAAACUGUGUAUUUAUUUAUUUGUCAAUGACAACACACAUUAAUUAACACUGGUGUUAUAAACAGAUCACUGGACUGAUUAAAUAUUAAAAAUUCGCACACUAAGCCAAAGGAUAGCAUUGUAGCAACAUAAAUAAUUCCUAUUUUACACAAUUUAUGGCUGAAGCCAAUAAGUGUAUAAUACAACUGAUUUCAGUAUACAUUUUCUUGCAACAAUAGCCUGAACAUCAUCAGA